This is a messenger RNA of Puntigrus tetrazona (Sumatra barb), 927 nucleotides long. RefSeq names its product GTPase IMAP family member 9-like. Gene Ontology annotation, molecular function: GTP binding. The transcript is spliced from 2 exons. NCBI's taxonomy places the organism in Eukaryota, Metazoa, Chordata, Actinopteri, Cypriniformes, Cyprinidae. Bases 41 to 652 code for a protein of 203 amino acids. The record is from RefSeq and is a predicted model, not a curated record.
AAUCUCGCAGGUGGAGACUGAAAAUAAAGACAAACUGAAAAUGGCAGAAAGACUUUCUGAUAUACGGAUUGUGCUGUUGGGCAACACUGGAUCAGGAAAAAGUGCAUCAGGAAACACCAUCCUGAAUGAAGACCUUUUUGAUGCGAAAAACUCUACAGGAUCAGUUACAGAAAACUGUAUCAAACAAGAAGCAAUUGUGGAUGGACGCAGCAUAUCAGUUAUUGACUGUCCAGGUCUGUUUGACACUCGAGAUCAGAGUAAAGAAAUGCUGCGACAUGUAACGAGGCAGUGCAUGAACCUAUCUUAUCCUGGGCCUCAUGCAUUUCUGCUGGUCAUGAAACUGGGUGUGAAAUUUACAGAGCAGGAGAAGAAUGUUAUAAAAUGGAUUCAGGAGAACUUUGGAGAAGAUGCCAUCAACUACACCAUCAUUCUGUUCACUCAUGCUGACAAGCUGAACAGCAAGCCUAUAGAGACAUAUAUUGGUAAAAGCAAUGAGCUAAUGCAAUUGAUCAAGGCCUGUUGGGGAAGAUAUCACUCAUUCAACAAUGAGAACAGAAAUAAUCGAGAUCAGGUCACAGAACUUCUGCAAAUGAUACGUAAAAUGGUUCUUUUUAAUGGAGGGAAGCAGUAUGCUUUUCAGAUAUAUAAAUAAAAGCUAAGCCAUAAGCUCAGCUUUAAAAGACGCUGGGGAAAAAAUUGUACUGAGUAGCAUUUUGUGACAGUAAAAAUAUGUUCCAAUAAUUUAGAUCAGAUUAACAAGCAGAAUUACAUUUUUGAGAUUUGCUGCCUUUUUUUUACUAUCACAUGGCACACGAUAUACAAUAACAUUCACUGUAAUGUUAAUAAUGAUUUUAUCACAUAAUACAGAUUUUUUAGUAUAUUUAAGCCUUUCGUUUUUCUUCUUUCAUUUAUUUUAAACAGCUGAUA